Molecule: messenger RNA, 375 nt
Organism: Anthostomella pinea
Lineage: Eukaryota; Fungi; Ascomycota; Sordariomycetes; Xylariales; Xylariaceae
Source: the annotation of a GenBank genome assembly
AUGGCCACCUCGACUCACGUCGUCAUGGGCCAGAACCCACCAACAGAAGCCGAACCGAAGUACGGAGGCUUCACCAGAUUCGAGAUCGAGCUCGAGUUCGUCCAGUCCCUAGCCAAUCCCUACUUCCUAAACCACCUCGCCUCGCAGAAGCUCCUCAGCGAGCCGACCUUCGUCGCCUACCUCGCCUACCUGCAGUACUGGACGCGGCCGCCCUACGUCAAGUACCUGAACUACCCGGGCCCGACGCUGAAAAACCUGAAGCUCCUGCAGGAGGAGCGGUUCCGGCAGGAGAUCAUCAGUCCCGAGCUGGUGCAGGCGCUGGCGGCGGAGGGGAUGAAGGCGUCGGUGGAUUGGCACAAGGAUGAGGGUCUGUAG